AUGGACGCGCAUAGUCCGGGAAGAUAUAAUGCUUUAGAUCGCUUCCGUAUUAUUGAGAAAAUAGGUACAGGUACAUACGGAAGCGUAUAUAAAGCCGUCGACCUGGAUCAAAAGCAAAUUGUGGCAUUAAAGGUGAUGAAAUCUUUCAAUCAAAAGGAGAGCGUCCCUCUCUCUUUUUAUCGUGAACUCAAUGUCCUGCAAACUGUUUCGCAUGACAACAUUGUCUCCUACAAAGGCGUAUGGAGAUAUCCGGAUGAAAUCUGUCUCGCCUUAGAAUACUGCGAGACUGACCUUCAAAAACAACUAUCCUGUCAACCUCUUCUUCAACCUUCCCAGGUUAAGUCCCUUAUGUGUCAACUUCUCUCAGGUCUUGCAGAGCUCCACUCUGCAGGAUUUGUCCACCGUGAUGUUAAGCCUGCCAACAUCCUCAUAAAAGGCGGCAAAACCCUAAAAAUCACAGACUUUGGUCUAUCACGGAAACUUAAUUCGAAACAUCUCACAUCAAAGGUGUCAUCGCUCGCAUACCGUGCGCCCGAACUGAUACUUGGAUCAAACAAUUACAAUUACUCCAUCGACAUCUGGUCAGCGGGCGUUAUUUUUUACGAGCUAUGCACCGGUGAAAAAUUCCCAUCCGCUUGUAGCGAUCUUUCUCAAUUGGAUAAGAUCUUUAGAGUUACAGGAACCCCUUCCCCGUCUUCAGAUGAUGAAAAAUCGCCCGAACCAACGGAUGGCGAUAUUCUCUGUCAACUUCCCAACUGGCGUCUUGCUUCUAUGCUCCAUAUUUAUCCUAGAACGCUCGAGCAGCUUCUUACCGAUAAAUUACCUCAGGAGCUUGCAGAUGCCGUUGAAAUAAUCACAUCUAUGCUCAGCUUGAACCCAAGCAAGAGGCCUAGCGCCUUAGAGCUAUUGCGGAAUCCUUUCUUCUCCAUUUCGGAGAAGAUUACUCCAUUAGCACUCCCGGAAACGAAAUCAAUUGGAGAACGUGUUUCACCAAUUCGCGCGCCGCUCAUCAGACCGACGCCCGUUAUCCUCGAGUGUAACUGA
Trichomonas vaginalis G3 is the source of this 1044-nucleotide messenger RNA. Its product is annotated as protein kinase superfamily. Gene Ontology annotation, cellular component: nucleus. The record is from RefSeq and is a predicted model, not a curated record. Lineage: Eukaryota; Parabasalia; Trichomonadida; Trichomonadidae. Gene Ontology annotation, biological process: regulation of mitotic cell cycle; protein phosphorylation. The transcript has a single exon. The coding region runs from base 1 to 1044 and encodes 347 amino acids. Gene Ontology annotation, molecular function: ATP binding; cyclin-dependent protein serine/threonine kinase activity.